This is a messenger RNA of Episyrphus balteatus (marmalade hoverfly), 1146 nucleotides long. RefSeq names its product derlin-2 (gene Der-2). Gene Ontology annotation, biological process: endoplasmic reticulum unfolded protein response. Bases 289 to 1062 code for a protein of 257 amino acids. Gene Ontology annotation, molecular function: misfolded protein binding; ubiquitin-specific protease binding. Lineage: Eukaryota; Metazoa; Arthropoda; Insecta; Diptera; Syrphidae. Gene Ontology annotation, cellular component: Hrd1p ubiquitin ligase ERAD-L complex; endoplasmic reticulum membrane. The record is from RefSeq and is a predicted model, not a curated record. The transcript has 3 exons.
CAUAUUUACCUUGCAAGAGAAACACAAAAAUUUAUUAAAAAAAAAUCUUUUUAUAAAUAAUAAAUUAUAUGAAAUUAAUUAUUUAAACUAAUAGAAUUUAAAAUAAAUAAUCCAAGUACUUAGAAUAAUUAAAAAAUUCAACAUUGUCAUUAAGGUGACUUAUUUAAAUAGAAUAACCAAAAUAACCCAAUGGGAUUGAUGACAACCAUUAUCGUCCGAUAAGAACUCGAAAAUAAGCAAUUUUUAUAUAAAAAUUGCUGAUUCACAACAAAAAUAACAAAAUAAAAUAUGGCUCUCCAAAUUAUAAGGCAGAGCUAUUUAGAAAUACCAACAGUUACCAGAUUUUAUAUUAGCGCCUGUGUCAUAACAACAUUAUCCGUGCAUCUAGAUCUAGUAUCACCACUUCAACUAUACUUUCAUCCCAUGCUGAUAGUUAAAAAGCUUCAGCUAUGGCGAUUUGCAACGACUUUCUUAUUCUUCGGGACCGUUAGUUUUGGCUUUCUCUUUAACAUGAUUUUCACUUAUCGCUACUGUCGAAUGCUGGAAGAAGGCUCCUUUCGGGGUCGCACUUCUGAUUUCGUUAUGAUGUUCAUUUUUGGUGGAUUGCUAAUGACGUUCUUUGGACUUUUUGUGAAUUUGUUGUUUCUGGGUCAAGCAUUCACAUUGAUGUUGGUUUAUGUGUGGUCUCGGCGGAAUCCUUUUGUACGAAUGAAUUUCUUUGGAUUACUCAACUUCCAAGCGCCAUACUUGCCAUGGGUAUUGCUUUGUUUUUCGAUGAUUUUGGGAAAUACAAUUUGGGUGGAUAUCAUUGGUAUGGGAGUGGGACACAUUUACUAUUUCCUGGAAGAUGUAUUUCCACAGCAACAGAAUGGAUAUAAAUUCCUGAAAACACCAAACUUCCUAAAAGUCAUGUUUAACGAACACAUAGAUCGAAACUAUCAACCAAUGCCUGAAGAUCGUCCUGGAGGCUUUGAUUGGGGCGAACAAAUUGGUGAAGGUAAUCGACUUGAGCGUGAUGAUAAUCAAGCAGCAGCUGCUGGUGCUCGUCCGCAUCAAGAUUAAAAAUGACGCCAAAUAUGUAAAAAAAAAAAAAAACAAAUAGAAUCCAACAAUCAAGAAUUAAAGACAACAUUUUCUGGCUUGGAG